AUUGUUGAGACAUAAUUUGGAUGUGAUGCAUAUAGAGAAAAACAUCAGUGAAAGUGUGAUAGGGACGUUAUUAGAUAUUGAAGGAAAACCAAAGGACACAUUAAAAUCUCGAUUGGAUUUACAAGAGUUGAAAAUUAAAAAACCCCUUCAUACAAUAAAAAAUGAGAAUAAAUACAUACUUCCUCCAGCAAGCUAUACAAUGUCUAAAACCGAGAAGAUUCAAUUUUGCCAGCUAAUCAAAGAAGUCAAGUUUCCUGAUGCUUAUGCUUCUAACAUUAGUCGUUGUGUCAAUGUUAAGGAAGCAAGAAUUUUUGGACUUAAAAGUCAUGAUCACCAUGUUCUUUUUCAACGUAUUUUUCCACCUAUAAUCAAGGGGAUUUUGCCAAAGGAUGCAUAUGAUCCAUUAGUUGAACUAUCAUUAUUCUUUAGCGAUUUGUGCGCUAAAGAGUUGCAUGUGGAAAAGUUAGAUCAACUAGAUAAAAGUAUACGGAUGACAAUUUGUAAAUUAGAGCGUGUGUUUUUGCCAACAUUCUUUGAUGUUAUGGUUCAUUUGGCAAUACAUUUGGCAAUGGAGGCAAAAUUGGGUGGUCCCGUUCAAUUUCGAUGGAUGUAUUACAUUGAAAGAUUUUUGCGCACCUUGAAAAGUUAUGUACGAAAUAAAGCCCACCCAGAAGGAUCAAUUGCUGAGGGAUAUCUUGCUGAGGAAUGCAUGACAUUUUGUUCCAAAUAUUUGACUGAUAUGGAGACAAAGCAAAAUCGUCCAGAUAGAAAUUUUGAUUCUUCAAAUAUAGAACCCAAUGGCUUAUCCAUAUUUAAUUGUCGUGGUAAGCCAUUAGCAGGGGGUGCUUGGAUAAACUUGAGCACUCAUGAAAUCAAUCAAGCUCAUUUUUACAUCCUCCAAAAUUGUGAGAAAGUCAGACCUUGGAUGGAGCAACACUUAGAAAUAUUAAGGAAGGAGAAUAAUAGAAAUGUUUCAAGAGGCACAAGGAGGAAUUCCCUUUGUGGUUUGAGAAAAAGGUGGUAGAGUUAAAAGAAAAUGGUAAUGGCCGAAUUACCAAUGGAUUACUAGCUUUGGCAAGACGUCCAGACCCUCGUGCUUAUUGCCAUAGUGGAUAUAUCAUGAAUGGGUUUAGGUUUCGAACAAUGGAAUCUGAGGUAGGUUUGAAAACUCAAAAUAGUGGUGUAGUUGUGAAGAGUGAUGAACAUACAGAAAAUGUUGAUUAUUAUGGAAAGAUAAGAAAGAUUUUAGAGAUCCAAUAUUUGGACAAUAAUUCAGUCAUAUUAUUCCAAUGUGAUUGGUUUGAUGUUCCUACUCAAGGUCGUAGUCAAAGUAGAGGUUAUAAAAGGGAUGAAUAUGGAUU
Molecule: messenger RNA, 1361 nt
Organism: Nicotiana tabacum (common tobacco)
Lineage: Eukaryota; Viridiplantae; Streptophyta; Magnoliopsida; Solanales; Solanaceae
Source: RefSeq, a predicted model, not a curated record